Messenger RNA from Falco peregrinus (peregrine falcon), 1676 nucleotides. It is a transcript of the gene ZDHHC4, whose product is annotated as zinc finger DHHC-type palmitoyltransferase 4. Gene Ontology annotation, molecular function: protein-cysteine S-palmitoyltransferase activity. Gene Ontology annotation, biological process: protein targeting to membrane; peptidyl-L-cysteine S-palmitoylation. The record is from RefSeq and is a predicted model, not a curated record. Gene Ontology annotation, cellular component: endoplasmic reticulum; Golgi apparatus. Bases 489 to 1517 code for a protein of 342 amino acids. NCBI's taxonomy places the organism in Eukaryota, Metazoa, Chordata, Aves, Falconiformes, Falconidae. The transcript is spliced from 6 exons.
CGUCCCGGGCCGGCGCCCUCCCCCCGGGUCCCUCAGUAGCGGCGCCUUCGACGCCCCGCAGGCCCCCACCGUGCCGCCGGGUCACCCCGGGCUCCUGCUGCCCGGCGGUGGGGCUCGGAGGCUGCAGGCCCCUGGCAGCGUCCUCCCCUUCCCGGCGCGGUGCUGGGCCCCGCCGGCGGUGCCCGGGCUUGGCUGGGCGGCGGGGCUCGGGCCGCCCCAGCUGCAGGCCCCGCUGCAGGCCCCGGCCCUUGGCCCAGCGGACACCCAGCCCCUCUCUCAGUAGGGUGCCCCGUGGCAGGGUCCCGGGCCGUGCAGAAAUAGGUAGAACACUGAAAUAACUGCGGUGUCCCCGUGGGGGAGCGGGGUGCGCCGGCUGCGCCGCUCCCCGGUUCCAGCCAAGCGGUGGGCAGCGCGGCUGGGCCCGGGCACUGCUGGGGGGCUGGCACCGAGGCACUGAGCAGCCGCUUCUGUCAGUUGCAGGGCUCAGGAUGGACUUUCUGACGCUCUUCUUGAUUUACUUGUGUUUAGUUCUUGCUGCUGUUGGCCUGCUCUGCAUCUGCUCGGGAAGGAAGGAGAGUUUCCUCGCAAGAAGUGUCAAUGGUGCAAGCCAGGUAUUGUCAUUUGUAAUCCCCUCACAGCUCCAGAGUGUGACACAGAGGGUGCUUCACAGGCUCUUCCACACAAGAAGCUCUUUGUUUGUUGUCCUGCACAUACUCUUGCAAGCUGCAGUGUAUGGGGAAUACACAUGGGAAGUUUUUGUUUACUGUGAGGAGCUGCAGUUCCACCUCCUCCUCCUGCUGCUGCCCUACCUGCUGCUGGCUGGGAACGUGGGCUGUUUCAUUCUCUGCUCCCGGGCUAAUCCUGGUAUAAUAACAAAAUCGAAUCAUGCAUCAUUAGUUAAGAUUUAUCCAUACGAUGGUGUAUUAUUUCAGAAAGGCAUCGUGUGUCCUACGUGCAACAUGGAGAAGCCAGCCAGAUCAAAACAUUGCCGUUUCUGCAGUACGUGUGUACAUCGUUUUGAUCACCACUGUGUGUGGGUCAACAACUGCAUCGGCUCCUUCAAUGCGAAGUAUUUCUUCCUUUACCUCUUCACACUGACUGCCAUGGCUGCAACCAUUGCAGUCAUCACAACAGCGUUUCUCAUCCAAGUGGUGCUGCUGUCAAAUAUGAUGUAUGGGAGUUACAUUGAUGACCAAGGACAAGAGCAUGCUGUUGAGAUUCUGUUCCUCAUUCAGCACCUUUUCUUGACUUUUCCUAGGAUUGUCUUCAUGCUUGGUUUUGUUAUUCUUCUCACGCUCGUUCUGGGUGCAUACUGCUGUUUCAAUCUGUAUUUGGCCUUAACCAACCAAACUUCCAACGAAUGGCAUAAAUCCAGAAGAUACGGUUGUUCCCACCAUGUAACAUUGCAGCCUUAUGACAGAGGAGUUGUCUACAAAAACCUUUAUUCUAAAGGAAUCUGGAUGAAUUUAAAGGAGAUCUUUAAGCCUCCUACAGCGUUGGAAAGGAAGAACGCAUGAAGAUAUUAUUGUUCAUAUGUGCAUCUUUAAACUUUUUGUAAGACUUUAUUUCAGCAGUGUGCUUUGAUGCCCCAAACAACUUUUGUAAAAGAUCGCUGUAUUUCAGUUCAGUAAUUGGAAACUAUUUUUUGAUAAAGCCAAACGGUCUUCAAAGCUAGA